Rattus rattus (black rat) is the source of this 1127-nucleotide messenger RNA. It is a transcript of the gene Emp2, whose product is annotated as epithelial membrane protein 2. Gene Ontology annotation, cellular component: plasma membrane. Lineage: Eukaryota; Metazoa; Chordata; Mammalia; Rodentia; Muridae. The coding region runs from base 146 to 664 and encodes 172 amino acids. The transcript is spliced from 5 exons. The record is from RefSeq and is a predicted model, not a curated record.
CCCGGAGCUUCAAAACAGCCGGCGCCUCGCCUCACGCGCAGCCCGCCACUGUGUCCAGACGCCCGCGCUCGGUUUGGAAUCGUCGCGCCAUCUUUGUCUCCUCAUUCCUCUCUGAACUUCCUGCUGCCUUCGCUGCCCUGUGAACAUGUUGGUGAUUCUUGCCUUCAUCAUCGUCUUCCACAUCGUGUCUACGGCACUCUUGUUCAUUUCAACCAUUGACAAUGCCUGGUGGGUAGGAGACGGCUUCUCAGCUGACAUCUGGAGAGUGUGCACCAACAGCACAAACUGUACAGAGAUCAAUGACCUGAGCGGUACCGAGGAGUUUUCAGGUUACUCUGUGAUGCAGGCGGUGCAGGCCACCAUGAUCCUCUCCACCAUCCUCUCCUGCAUCUCCUUCCUCAUCUUUCUGCUCCAGCUCUUCCGCCUCAAGCAGGGAGAGAGGUUCGUCCUGACGGCCAUCAUCCAGCUCAUGUCCUGUCUGUGUGUCAUGAUCGGGGCUUCCAUCUAUACAGACCGGCGGCAAGACCUUCACCAUCAGAACAGCCAGCUCUAUUACCUACUGCAAGAAGGCAGCUACGGCUACUCCUUCAUCCUGGCCUGGGUGGCUUUUGCCUUCACUUUCAUCAGCGGCCUCAUGUACAUGAUCCUGAGGAAGCGCAAAUAGGUGUCGGAAGCCCGGCCACUCUCCCACACUAUGGCGUCCAGUCACAUAACCAUUUUGUAUAUAAUCAUUUUUUUGUGGUUUUUCUAGCAAACAUUGUUUCCUUUAAAAGCUUUUAUAGAAGAAGAAGAGAAGACAGAGGCAGAGAAGAGGAGUUUCUGCGUUCUUGGGAUCACAGAGCAGACCAUGGAGGCUGGCAUUCAGAAUGCUUGCCUACCGAAAGUCUCAGCAAGGCCCAGCAAGAUCAGCAAUGUAGAAAUCUACAGGAUGCCUCUCACGGGUGGCUCUGCGCUGUGGGUGUGGCCAACGGUGGGGAAAGCCAGUCUUUGGGAGCAGACUCUUUGUAGGUGUCUGCCCUGCCCCCUUCCCCUGCCCACUCCAUUCUGACAGCCACAGUGGGAUGAUAAGGUCCAAAUUUGGGAUAUCUAUGCUCAGAUAUUAAACCUAAGUUCAUGUAAGAAGUGGG